GCGUCUGCGUACCCGUCGCGUUGCAGGAUGGCUGCCCAAGUGACGCUGGAGGAUGCACUGUCCAACGUGGACCUCCUGGAGGAGCUGCCGCUGCCCGACCAGCAGCCCUGCAUCGAGCCUCCGCCAUCCUCGCUGCUCUACCAGCCAAACUUCAACACCAACUUCGAAGACAGAAAUGCGUUUGUCACUGGCAUUGCAAGAUACAUUGAACAAGCAACCGUCCACUCCAGCAUGAACGAGAUGCUGGAGGAAGGCCAGGAGUACGCUGUCAUGCUGUACACCUGGAGGAGCUGCUCCCGGGCCAUCCCUCAGGUGAAGUGCAACGAGCAGCCUAACAGAGUUGAAAUUUAUGAGAAGACUGUGGAAGUCCUUGAACCGGAGGUCACAAAACUGAUGAAUUUUAUGUACUUUCAGAGAAAUGCCAUCGAGCGUUUCUGUGGGGAAGUGAGACGCUUGUGUCACGCCGAGAGGAGAAAGGAUUUUGUGUCUGAGGCCUACUUGAUCACACUGGGCAAGUUUAUCAACAUGUUCGCCGUGCUGGAUGAGCUCAAGAACAUGAAGUGCAGUGUGAAGAAUGACCACUCGGCCUAUAAGAGGGCUGCUCAGUUUUUACGUAAAAUGGCAGAUCCACAGUCCAUCCAGGAGUCACAGAAUCUGUCCAUGUUCUUGGCCAACCACAACAAGAUCACACAGUCUCUGCAGCAGCAGCUUGAGGUCAUCUCUGGCUACGAAGAACUCCUGGCAGACAUCGUGAAUCUGUGUGUGGAUUACUAUGAGAACAGAAUGUACUUGACGCCCAGUGAAAAACACAUGCUACUCAAAGUCAUGGGAUUUGGUCUGUACCUGAUGGAUGGGAGCGUCAGUAACAUCUACAAACUCGAUGCCAAGAAAAGAAUCAAUUUAUCCAAAAUAGACAAGUACUUCAAGCAGCUGCAGGUGGUCCCACUUUUUGGAGAUAUGCAAAUAGAACUGGCCAGAUACAUCAAGACCAGCGCUCACUACGAGGAGAAUAAGUCCCGGUGGACCUGCACGUCCUCAAGCAGCAGCCCCCAGUACAACAUCUGUGAGCAGAUGAUCCAGAUCCGCGAAGACCACAUGCGUUUCAUCUCGGAGCUGGCUCGCUACAGCAAUAGCGAGGUGGUCACGGGGUCUGGCCGGCAGGAGGCCCAGAAGACAGAUGCGGAGUACCGGAAGCUCUUCGACCUGGCUCUGCAGGGCCUGCAGCUUCUGUCGCAGUGGAGUGCGCAUGUGAUGGAAGUGUAUUCCUGGAAGCUUGUGCAUCCCACUGACAAGUACUCCAAUAAGGACUGCCCCGACAAUGCCGAGGAGUACGAGCGGGCCACGCGCUACAACUACACCACCGAGGAGAAGUUUGCCCUGGUGGAGGUGAUCGCGAUGAUCAAAGGCCUGCAGGUGCUGAUGGGCAGGAUGGAGAGUGUGUUCAAUCAUGCCAUCAGGCACACGGUUUAUGCUGCACUGCAGGACUUCUCCCAGGUGACCCUCAGGGAACCACUGCGGCAGGCCAUCAAGAAGAAAAAGAACGUCAUCCAGAGUGUUCUGCAGGCCAUCAGGAAGACUGUGUGUGACUGGGAGACGGGGCACGAACCCUUCAACGACCCAGCUCUGCGAGGCGAGAAGGACCCCAAGAGUGGUUUUGACAUCAAGGUGCCACGCCGUGCUGUGGGACCCUCCAGCACACAGCUUUACAUGGUGAGGACUAUGUUAGAGUCCCUCAUUGCAGACAAAAGUGGCUCCAAGAAAACCUUGAGAAGUAGCCUUGAGGGGCCCACCAUAUUGGACAUAGAAAAAUUUCAUCGAGAGUCUUUCUUCUACACUCACUUGAUAAAUUUCAGUGAAACCCUGCAGCAGUGCUGUGACCUCUCGCAGCUGUGGUUCCGAGAGUUCUUCCUGGAGCUGACCAUGGGCAGGAGGAUCCAGUUCCCCAUCGAGAUGUCUAUGCCCUGGAUUCUGACUGACCACAUCCUGGAGACCAAGGAGGCAUCGAUGAUGGAGUAUGUCCUCUACUCCCUCGAUCUCUACAACGACAGCGCUCACUAUGCGCUGACCAGGUUCAACAAGCAGUUCCUCUACGACGAAAUCGAGGCAGAGGUGAAUCUGUGUUUUGACCAAUUUGUUUACAAGCUGGCAGACCAGAUAUUUGCAUAUUACAAGGUUAUGGCAGGAAGCUUGCUCCUUGACAAACGGUUACGAUCAGAAUGCAAGAAUCAGGGAGCCACGAUCCACCUGCCCCCAUCGAACCGCUAUGAGACGUUGUUGAAGCAGAGGCACGUGCAGCUGCUUGGGAGAUCCAUUGACCUCAAUCGCCUGAUUACACAGCGUGUCUCAGCAGCCAUGUACAAGUCUCUAGAGCUGGCCAUUGGGCGAUUCGAAAGUGAAGAUUUGACAUCAGUAGUCGAGCUAGAUGGCCUCUUGGAAAUCAAUCGUAUGACGCACAAGCUGAUGAGCAAGUACCUCACGCUAGACAGCUUCGACGCCAUGUUCCGGGAAGCCAACCACAAUGUGUCUGCGCCUUACGGGAGAAUUACCCUCCAUGUCUUCUGGGAGCUAAACUAUGACUUCUUGCCCAACUACUGUUACAAUGGCUCCACCAACCGGUUUGUUCGGACAGUAUUACCAUUUUCUCAGGAAUUUCAGAGAGACAAACAGCCUAAUGCACAGCCCCAGUAUUUGCAUGGAUCCAAGGCUUUGAACCUGGCCUACUCCAGCAUUUACGGCAGCUACCGGAACUUUGUGGGGCCUCCACACUUCCAGGUCAUCUGCCGGCUGCUUGGCUACCAGGGCAUUGCAGUGGUCAUGGAAGAGCUGCUGAAGGUUGUCAAGAGCCUGCUGCAAGGCACAAUCCUGCAGUAUGUGAAAACCCUGAUGGAAGUCAUGCCCAAGAUCUGCCGCCUUCCCCGACAUGAGUACGGCUCUCCUGGCAUCCUAGAGUUCUUCCACCACCAGCUGAAGGACAUUGUGGAGUAUGCAGAGCUGAAAACCGUGUGCUUCCAGAACCUUCGGGAGGUGGGCAAUGCUGUCCUCUUCUGCCUGCUCAUCGAGCAGAGCCUGUCUUUAGAAGAAGUCUGUGACCUGUUGCAUGCAGCCCCUUUCCAGAAUAUACUGCCUCGAGUCCACGUGAAAGAGGGGGAGAGAGUUGACGCCAAAAUGAAGAGACUAGAAUCCAAGUAUGCCCCGCUGCAUCUGGUCCCACUGAUUGAAAGGCUGGGGACCCCACAGCAAAUUGCAAUUGCAAGAGAAGGGGACUUGCUGACCAAGGAGCGGCUUUGCUGUGGGCUCUCCAUGUUUGAGGUCAUCCUGACACGGAUCCGGACCUUUCUGGACGAUCCCAUCUGGCGGGGGCCCCUGCCCAGCAAUGGGGUCAUGCAUGUGGAUGAGUGUGUGGAGUUUCACAGGCUGUGGAGUGCCAUGCAGUUUGUGUACUGCAUUCCUGUAGGGACACACGAGUUUACAGUGGAGCAGUGUUUUGGCGAUGGGCUGCACUGGGCUGGCUGUAUGAUCAUUGUCCUCCUUGGACAGCAGCGGCGCUUUGCUGUGCUGGAUUUCUGCUACCAUCUUCUCAAGGUUCAGAAACAUGACGGCAAAGAUGAGAUUAUCAAAAAUGUGCCACUGAAGAAGAUGGUGGAGAGGAUCCGCAAGUUCCAGAUUCUCAAUGAUGAGAUCAUCACUGUCCUGGACAAGUACUUGAAAUCUGGCGACGGGGAGAGCACUCCUGUGGAGCACGUGCGAUGCUUCCAGCCACCCAUCCACCAGUCCUUAGCCAGCAGCUGAGGGCUAAGCUCACAGCAUCCAGUAACGGAUGGCAUGCUUGUCUUUAUGUAAACUAUAUUCAAAUUUUUAGGGGCUAUUUUGUCUGAACCUACUUAAGGGGGUGCUUUUUUGAUCCAAAAGCUUAACUUUAUAAAACUUACUUAUUUUUCUAGACUAAAAUUGUAUAUGUGUUUGGAAUUGGGAAGUAUGAGAACAUGGUUGCCGGCUGUUGCCAUAUUAUGGUAUAUUUUAUGUUGAAUGUUCCAUUAGCUAGCUAUAAUACUGAAUUCACUCAAUAUCAACUAAUUAUAUUUUCAAAAUUCCCCACCAAUUUUGGUUAAACGUUAAUGACUAGAUUUAUUUAGGGAUUUUUAUGAUGGUCUUUUAGGAAAUCUUUUCUAAGUCAUUGUUCCCUUUUAUGCCAAAAUAGUGAAAUUGUUUCCUCCGCUUCCACAAAAUCAAUAGUGGCAGUCUGAUUUGUGAGAUAUGAUUUAAAGACUAAAGAAAUAAAAAUUGAUGCAAUCUG
This is a messenger RNA of Mesocricetus auratus (golden hamster), 4294 nucleotides long. It is a transcript of the gene Cyfip1, whose product is annotated as cytoplasmic FMR1 interacting protein 1. The record is from RefSeq and is a predicted model, not a curated record. Gene Ontology annotation, biological process: axon guidance; cell morphogenesis; regulation of actin filament polymerization. NCBI's taxonomy places the organism in Eukaryota, Metazoa, Chordata, Mammalia, Rodentia, Cricetidae. Gene Ontology annotation, molecular function: small GTPase binding; RNA 7-methylguanosine cap binding. Gene Ontology annotation, cellular component: synapse; neuron projection; SCAR complex. The transcript is spliced from 30 exons. Bases 28 to 3789 code for a protein of 1253 amino acids.